AUGGCACCUGUUCCAAUUUCUCGAUUCUCGGGAAUUUCACUAUUCUCAAGGGAUGUUGCGCAUUCGGCUUCGUUAACCUCGAGGACGACGCCAAUUUUACAGCCAAUCUCUACAAUUCUCCAACCAAGAAAUGGCCAAUCAUCUUCUCCUUCAACAUUGACGAAAUUCUUGACUCGUCUAAUCUCGCGACAAACUACGAGUAGUAACCCAAGUAUAAUUCCAACAACAUACGGACAACAGAACAAUUCUCCUUCGCCUGGCACAAUUGUCGGCAUAGUUUUGGGUUCCGUGGGAGGCUUUCUACUACUUCUCUGGCUCUUGUAUACAUGUUGCACAUUGGGACGUCGUCAAUCUGCGCAAUCUACUGUUACCGAAGAUGUAACUUUCCGUGAGAAUGUUAGACGGAGAUCACAUAAUUCGCACAGGAGUUCGAGACCGCACAGUCGAAGAGUGAGCACAACAGAGAAAGUUGAGAUUAGGCGUCAACGCAGUCGAAGCCCGGCUCCGGUUAGAGUAGUGAGGGAGGAAGUGCGACAAGAAACAAGGAGGCCUCCACCACCUGUGGAGAGAGUAAUUGUUGAGGAGAGGAGAGAAGUGAGAAGGAGUAGGGAGAGAAGUCCUAGUUCAAGCGGUGGGGGUAGUGAUGAAGUCGUGGUCAUUGAAGAACACGACCCGCCGAGGAGGUCGAAGAGUAAGAGGGAGAGGAGAGAGCGUGGGGAGCGGGCGGAGCGAGACAGUGGAUUCAGAACUGUGGACCCAUUGAGCUUUGGGGGUGUCGUUGGUGGAGAAGGUCGAAGAGAAACACUGGAGUUGCGAUUGGAGAUUGAGAUGGGAGGAUUGGAGAUUUGGAGUAAUGGCGGGGAUAUAUGA
Messenger RNA from Botrytis fragariae, 870 nucleotides. RefSeq lists its product as uncharacterized. The transcript has 2 exons. The record is from RefSeq and is a predicted model, not a curated record. NCBI's taxonomy places the organism in Eukaryota, Fungi, Ascomycota, Leotiomycetes, Helotiales, Sclerotiniaceae. Bases 1 to 870 code for a protein of 289 amino acids.